UCACGCAAAACCGCCCAAUCGCCGCCGCCCAAUGGAUCUCCCGCCUCCGCCGCCAGCCUUCAGCCGCCACCAUAUCCACCACCUCAGGUAUGAAAACGUCCUCCGCCCUCCUGAUUUCCUUCCCCCACCCUAUCCCCCCCACCUCCCCCCACCACAAACCCCUUCGUUGAAUACUCCUCUUCCACCACCGCCGCCGUCGCCGCCUCCCCUACAAAUUCAUCACAUGUCUCCAACCCUCCAUCCUCCGAGAUUUGCUUUCUCUCCGCGGCGGUAUCCAAUUAUUGAGCGAUCCCACCGUUACGAAUUCGAUCCGCUACCAAAACCCUAUAUCCAACCCACCCUUCCUCCGCCUCCACCGCCACCGCCUCCGAGAGAUGACGUAUCUUUGCGAGUUGUUCGUGAUUAUCCCGAGAGGAAUCUUGUCUUCGAACAUGAAAAUUACUCUCGGGGUCGAAUUGAUGAUAUACGUGAAUUGCCUGGGAAUUGGGAUCGAGAUUUAGGUUGGGGUGCUCCGAGAGCUCAUAGCAGGGUUCCGGAGACUGAUAGAGGGAUUAUUGAUAGAUAUCGUGAUGUAAUUCCUGAGAGUUUUGAGCUGUGUAGAAAGAGGGAUGAUGGCAGGAUAUGGGAUAGUGGACUUCGUGAUUGGGGUUCUGAAUUGGACUGGAGGGAAUAUGAUGAGAGGCGAUGGGAUAGUGGUAUGAAUGAUCGGAAUCGUGACUUGUAUAGGGAGCGUGAUUAUGACGAGAGGAGAUGGAAUGAUACCGUUAUGAAUGAUCGGAGUCGUGACUUGUACAGAGAGCGUGAUUAUGAUGAGAGGAGAUGGAAGGAUACUGGUAUGAAUGAUCGGAGUCGUGACUUGUACAGGGAGCGUGAUUAUGAUGAGAGGGGAUGGAAGGAUACUGGUAUGAAUGAUCGGAGUCGUGACUUGUACAGGGAGCGUGAUUAUGAUGAGAGGAGAUGGAAGGAUACUGGUUUGAAUGAUCGGAGUAGUGACUUGUACAGGGAGCGUGAUUAUAAUGAGAGGAGAUGGGAUACUGGUACGAAUGACUGGAGUCGUGACUUGUACAGGGAGCGUGAUUAUAAUGAGAGGAGAUGGGAUACUGGUACGAAUGACUGGAGUCGUGACUUGUACAGGGAGCAUAGUUUUGAUGAGAGGAGAUGGGAUAGUGGUAUGAACAAUCUGGGAGACAAGGUGCAUAUUCAGAUGGAUGAUGAUGAGAUGAGACGGGAACAUAGCAGGUCUGCUGGAGUUUUGUCUCGACUAGGAAACAUGCAACCAGAGCUUCCUCAGAAUGAUCUAAGGUUUGGUAGGGUUUUGUCUCGACUUGGAAACAGGCAACCAGAAUAUUCUGAGGCUGAUCAGAGUUUGGGUGGAGUUUUGUCUCGAUUGGGGAACAGGAAACCAGAAUUUGCCGACGACAAUUCGAGUUUGGGUAGAUUUAGUGGUAGGUUAGGGGCUGGGGUUUGUAAUGUUAAUAAUGGGGAGUUGAUUUGGCCUGAUAAGAAGAAGAGAUUACAGAAAAAGAAUACAUUAUUUAGGACUCAACAAGGAAAAAUUCGCAGCAGACACAUUGGAGGGUUUAAAUCUCAACACUUAGCAAACGACUCCAGUAGAGGUAGUUUCAAGGUCAAGGAAAAAGGAUCUGUGAAGAUGCAGACAAGAAUGGAAGUUAACAGAGAGAGGGAGCAGAGUCCUAUGGAGCUUUCUAUUUCAUUUAAGUCAAAUGCACUUGUGGCAAAGGCUAUUCAGGUGUCACCUCAUCCAUCUACUGAAUUAAGUAUAAGGUCAAAUUCAGUGAAAGAAAGAACAGGGUGUGAUGUGUCUGCUUUGCCUGCCGCCAAACAGGAUAUAGUUUCAGAUUUCCAAUUUGAUCCACAUGAAGCUUCACAAGAGCAUGUUGAUAUAGGAGCAACAAAGCACCCUUUGCUUGGAGCCGAUCCACAGAUGGAAAGAGAAAGUCAUGCCAUCGAAGUUGAUGCUUGUCAACCCUUGGUUCCUAAAUUGAAGAGGAAAAGGAGCAAUUUGAACGCAAGACACGGGCUGGAGCGGAAACGGAACAGUUUGAACACAAGACCUGCAUCGUCAUAUGUGGUCCGUGAUGUAAUGACUACGUGUUCUGGUCGUUCUGGGGGAUUGGUAACUACUACUGAGGAUGCUUACCAUGUGCACCAGUUACGAGUUGAUGGGGUUGCACAUCCGGCACAUGAAAACUUUUCAUCUCAAGAGAAAGCUGAUCGUGGAGACAGUCUGGACGUCAAUCAGGACAUGAACAUUUCAAACAAACAUGUACACGAUACAACUUUUGUAUGUGAUGCAGAUAGGGGUGCAAUUAAGCCCGCUAGCCAAUAUACUAAAUUUGGUAGAGAUAUAGAAGAUGAAGUUAGCGAACAUCGUAAUAUGGGUGAGGCAAUGCAAAUUAAAGGGUAUGCUAUCAUCUCUGAUGUUGGAUUUAAAGAUGCUAACUCAAAGGACUUUCUCCAAAACCGUGAUGAUACGCCCCAAGUUAUGUUAGAUGCAAAGCAUUUCAGAAGUUUAGAAGGUGCUGCUGUUACAGAUUCUCCAAAUGUUGCUUUUGACAUCUCAGUCAGUUCCUGCGUACUUUCGGCGAAUAAUAAGGAGACUUCACCUGAAUUUGAAGCAUCUUUUUCAGAUAAUAUGGGAACUGUUCUCCCACAUAAUGUUUACUCUAUUGAAGGAUCUCCCGAGAUGAUAAGUGGCAGGGAAACUUGUGUAUCCAUUGAUAAUUCAUCCUCCAAGGUGAUAAGUGACAGUGAAACUUGUGUACCUGUUGCGAACUUAUCCAAGGUUACUAGGAAGAGGGAACAUAGAGGUGAUCAGAUGGGUGUUUCUAGUACGAAGACCAAUGUGAAUGUCGAAACAGUUAGAUUCACUGAUGUUGGAAUCACGAGCUGUUUGCUAAAGGAUAUUGUUCCUGCAAUGGAUGGUGACUUUGUUGGUGAGAAAGAAAGAUGCAAGGAGGUUAAUUGCUUACAAGAAUGCCCAUCUGGAGUACAGAAUUCAGACCUAGAGGUUCAUGUUACUGCAAAUGGCUCAUCCCAAGGCUCCCAGAAGAAGCAGAAACUUUCCAGCCCAAGAUCGAGUAUUUCAUCUCUUUCUGAAGAUGAUACAAUUGCAGAUGGGUUCAGUAGUCCGCCAAUUCUUGAGCAGCAUCCCACCAGGCCAUCUGAAUUGGGAGCUGAGCAAAGUGGGAAUACGUCAUCAGCACCCACUACCAUCUCACAAUGUCGAACCACAGAUGCACGAGGUGAAGACUUAAAUGUUGCAAAUCAGGACGAGAUUCUGGUAGAUAGAGACAGAUUACUAGGGAUUGAUGAUCUGGCUUUAAUUACUAGUGGCAUAUCGUGUUCUUACAGAAAUGGUCCCAGUGCUUCUGAUUCUGGAGAUGACUCGUUAGCAUCUAGCUUUGACAUGCGAUCUUGCAUGUCUUCUCCUGAAGGGCUGCAAGUUUACUCGGAUUCAUGCAUUUCCAGAAACACUGAGACUUCCUCCUGCCUAUCAGAUACUGAAAUGAUUUGUCGGAGUGACAAAAUAUCCAACAAAAAGAAUGUGUUUGCUGAUCCAAAUACCAAUUCUCUUGGGAAAUGUUUAGAGGUAGCUGUGAACAAAUCAGAAACUAAUCCUGUCGCGCCACAAUCUCUACUUAAGAAUACCAGUCAAGUUGUCAAGAAACGUUAUCCAGUACAUGGUAAACUUACUUGGAGUAAGGACCAGGUUCCUUCUGCCGUUACUAAAGUUUUUCCUGUGCAGCAUCCUUCAAAUUUUAGUAAUACGAAGAAAUUGUAUCCUCCUCAUGCCACAAAAUCAAGGACGUGGUGUCGAACUGUUGACUCCUCUGCUUCAGUUGCGAAACCUAAAGUAAAACCUCCUGUUCCUCAGAGUAAUGCAACAAAGGCAGCCGGAUCAAUACAGAGUUCAUACAUACGGAAAGGAAAUAGUCUAUUGAGGAAAAAUUCCCCAUCAAAUGACACUUCACAUGGAUUCCCUGGUUCAAGCUGCUCAGUUUAUCGGCCAAGUCCUUGCACCAAUACUAUAAAGAGUGACCUGGAAUCUGAGUACAAGACUGGUGAUGCUGAUUCAUUAACUCUGAAAAGAACAGGGAAGGUAAACACUUCUGAAAUAACAAAAGCAAUGACCCAAAAUCGUAAUCGGAACUCAUUAAGUUGCAGUACUUGCAACUUGGAGGAGCCUUUACCCAUCAGUAAUCCUCACAGCAAUGAUUUUCCUUCUAAAACUUUGGAUGUCAUGGAGGAGAGGAUAAAGUAUUCUCCGGCUCCUGAAUGCGGAACUGAUUCAGUCGUCGGAUCAGAUAGCCCAAGUACAGCCGUAGAAGGGAAUGCUGGGAAGAAGGCUAUCUAUGUCAAGAGGAGAUCUUAUCAAUUGGUUGCGACUUCUAAUUCUGAUGAUAAAUCUAUAUUAGGGUUGGAUAGUACACAGGCACGAUUAUCUGAUGGUUACUACAAAAGUAGGGAAAACCAACUUUUAAGAGCAUCACCAGAAAAUCAUGUCAAAAAAGGGAAUGAAGAUGCUACUGCAUCUGGACUGGUGCCUCACUCAAUUAUUCCUAAAAUUCCUACUAGGAGGCAAUCUAGUCUUGGCAAGACUAGCAGAUCAUCAAAAUUUUCAUUUGUGUGGAAAUUACAUGAUACACAGUCUUCAGAAAAGCAUAAGAAUUCAUUGAGACCUCAGAAAGUCUGGCCGCAUAUGUUUUCUACUAAAAGAGCUGCUUAUUGGAAAAGUCUUAUACAGGGAAUAAACCCGUCUCAUUCUAACAUCAGCCAAAAGCUGCUGGUGUCAAGAAAGAGAGGUGCAAUUUACACUAAAUCAAGUCAUGGAUAUUCUCUUAGGAUGUCAAAAGUCUUAAGUGUUGGUAGUUCUAGUUUAAAGUGGUCAAAGUCCAUUGAAAGGAGCUCGAGGAAAGCAAAUGAGGAAGCUACAAGAGCUGUUACUGCUGCUGAGAAGAGGAAAAAGGAAGAAAAGGGGGCUGUUCACAUUGCUUCAAAGAGCAGAAACCAUGUUUCUCGUAAGUGGGUUCUUAAUGUAAAGCUGCGUCCAGGUGAACGAAUAUUCCGUAUUGGUUCAGAUCGCUACAAAAUGGAUCCAACAAGGAGGACUCUUCAGAGGAUCACAGACAAAGAAUCAUCAUCAUCGGUUGCUCCUCAAUCUAAAAAGAAUGUUAAGAGAUCUUAUAUUCCCAAGAGAUUAUUGAUUGGCAAUGAAGACCAUGCAGAUACAAUAACAGAGACAGACUUUGAGUUUGAGCAUAUUUUAGUGGUCUUUUUGAUACCUUGCUAUUUAUUUAGAUAUGUUCGAAUUGGAAAUGGUAACCAGCUGAUUAGAGAUCCAAAGAAACGUGUUCGUGUCCUUGCAAGCGAGAAAGUUCGCUGGAGUUUGCGAACUGCUCGAUUGCGUUUGGCUAGAAAGAGUAAAUACUGCCAGUUCUUCACUAGAUUUGGGAAGUGCAAUAAGGAUGGUGGGAAGUGUCCAUACAUCCAUGAUCCCUCUAAAGUUGUAGUCUGUACGAAAUUCCUGGCUGGUUCAUGCACCAAUGUCGACUGCAAAUUGACCCACAAGGUUAUCCCUGAGAGGAUGCAAGAUUGUUCAUAUUUUCUGAAAGGGUCGUGCUCCAAUGACAGUUGUCCUUAUAGACAUGUACGUGUCAAUCCUGAUUCAAGUGUUUGUGAAAAUUUCCUCAGAGGCUAUUGUGCUGAUGGCAAUGAGUGCCAGAAGAAACACACCUAUACCUGUCCGGCUUUUGAAGCAACUGGAGUGUGUCCUCAAGCAUCAACAUGCAAGCUACACCAUCCAAAAAAGAAGACAGAAAAGAAACCAACGAUGGAGCAAAAGGUUGUAAGAGGGCGCUACUUUGAUGGUGGACUUGUUGGAGUUGAUGACUGGAGCUCAGCAUCAGCAUCAGCGGCAGCACCACUGGUAGAGAAGCUCGCCACGAGAGGUAAGGAUGACAUGAUUAUGCAUGAAGGACAAUUCCCGGAUUUUAUUAGCUUAGAAGUCAGCGAUGAUGAUGAAACGGAUCAAGGAUGUGAUGAACUUCAGCCAGAUGCACAGAAAGAUCAUAGUGUCGACUAGUUAUAGUGUGUCAUACAUAUAUAUAUUCGUCUCCAGCCAUUGGCAGCCGGGAGAUGAACAACAUAGAUGUAGAGGUACAGGCAAUGUUUAUGAUCUAUACUUGUAGGUUUUACUGUAUCUAUAUGCAGUUUUAAGGUUUAGUUAUAGGAUUAUGUAAAAACAAAUUAUGAAAUGAAAUUUGAAAUUAGUUAAAUCUAUUUGUUGUUUUUGAA
Messenger RNA from Salvia splendens (bonfire salvia), 6318 nucleotides. RefSeq lists its product as uncharacterized. Bases 32 to 6106 code for a protein of 2024 amino acids. The record is from RefSeq and is a predicted model, not a curated record. NCBI's taxonomy places the organism in Eukaryota, Viridiplantae, Streptophyta, Magnoliopsida, Lamiales, Lamiaceae. Gene Ontology annotation, cellular component: nucleus. Gene Ontology annotation, molecular function: metal ion binding. The transcript has 9 exons.